Rhododendron vialii is the source of this 840-nucleotide messenger RNA. Its product is annotated as large ribosomal subunit protein bL17c. NCBI's taxonomy places the organism in Eukaryota, Viridiplantae, Streptophyta, Magnoliopsida, Ericales, Ericaceae. The coding region runs from base 86 to 715 and encodes 209 amino acids. Gene Ontology annotation, cellular component: ribosome; cytosolic large ribosomal subunit. Gene Ontology annotation, biological process: translation. The transcript is spliced from 2 exons. The record is from RefSeq and is a predicted model, not a curated record. Gene Ontology annotation, molecular function: structural constituent of ribosome.
CAUAUCCAUUCCCGUCGAGACUCAGCAACGUAACACCAAGUUGAAACCAGAGAGAGAGAGAAGCAGAAGCUUUCAAUCGCCAAAAAUGGCCGCCUUCACGAGCACUUGGUCCAGCACUACUACAUGGAGCAUGUCUUCUCUCCGAUCAUCCCUCCCUUCUUCGUCUUCAUACACCGUACAACCGCCGCGUCAUCUUCCUUCACACCGCCUCAGGAUUUCCCUUCCUGAACCCAACCCGAUUCCCUCUUUCCUCGGUCUCGCUCCUCUAAACCCGCUUCUCUCUCUUACAUCCGUAGAAUUCACCAGCUUCAAACCCGGCAAAAAGAUUGACAAUGGGGGCCGAUUGUUGCAAAUCUAUGCCAUGAGGCACGGGAGGAAAGUUCCCAAACUAAAUAGGCCACCAGACCAGCGACGAGCACUGUUGCGUGGCCUCACCACCCAGCUACUGACUCAUGGUCGGAUCUGUACCACUAGGGCUAGGGCUCGAGCUAUGAGGAAGUGGGUGGACAAGAUGAUCACGUUAGCCAAGGACGGAUCGCUCCACAAGAGGCGACAAGCUCUUAGCUUCAUUUAUGACAAGCAAACUGUCCAUGCAUUGUUCGCCGAGGUUGAUGAAAGGUUUGGGGACAGGAACGGAGGCUAUACGAGAAUUAUCAGAACCCUACCGAGGCGAGGGGACAAUGCACCCAUGGCUUUUAUUGAGCUUGUUUGCUAAAAAAACUUGCUCAUUCUUUUUAUUCGCGUAUCGUGCAUGUUUCUGAUGUAGUGGAAUUUUAAGCAAACUCAAGAUUGUUGAAAUUUUUUGCUCCUUUGGAAUCUCUCAAUGGGUGACCAUUUUUU